This is a messenger RNA of Aspergillus affinis, 711 nucleotides long. RefSeq names its product germin family protein. Gene Ontology annotation, cellular component: cell wall. Gene Ontology annotation, molecular function: manganese ion binding. Lineage: Eukaryota; Fungi; Ascomycota; Eurotiomycetes; Eurotiales; Aspergillaceae. The transcript is spliced from 3 exons. The record is from RefSeq and is a predicted model, not a curated record. Bases 1 to 711 code for a protein of 236 amino acids.
AUGCUUUCCCAGACUAUCGUGUGCUCUAUUGUCGCGGUGAUGUCCGCCUUGGCCCUUCCUGCAAAUGCAGCCCCUCAGCAAAUUACCAAGCGCUCAACCGCCGAGCUCAGCAAGUCUGCUCAACUGAAACUCGCGGACAACUCCGCUGAGCGUUACAAGCUCCUCCCAAAUGAUGAAGACUUUGUCUUCAAAUUUGGCUCAGAUGCCUUGCCGAUAGCCACCAGCGAGAACUUCCCAGUCCUGACUGGCACUGGCGUCUCUCUCAGUAUCGGGGAUUUGCCAGGAUGCAGCAUGAGCUUCGUCCACCUCCACCCUCGGGCUACCGAGCUCUUCUCCCUUUCCUCUGGACAUGUCUUGUCCGAAAUGGUACCCGAGGUGGCUGCCGUUGAUUCCGAAGGCAAGCAGCGAACUAUCCGCGUGGAGCUCGAGCCCGGAAUGGUAACUGUCUACCCAGCCGGCUCAUUCCACGCGCAGAUCAACCCGGACUGUGAGCCUGCUAACUUCACAGCUGCCUUCAACUCGGAAGAAUUUGCCGUGGGACUAGUGGCCAAGCAGACGUUCCUUUUCAGCGAUGACGCUAUUGCUCGUACAUUUGGACAGAGUAUUGCGGGUGAGGAUAUCGAGAAGGUUCGGGAUGCGAUCCCCACUGAUAUGGCCCUCAAGGUUGAGCAGUGCUUGAAGAAGUGUGGUAAAGAGAAGCGCGAGGCUUGA